UCUACAACCAUUUUGGAUCUUUCUACUUCAGACAGAGUUUCCAUCUGCAGCUUGGACGGACAUCUGUCUGGUUCCAGACCUCUUCUUCUCAUUGCAGAUCCUGCCAUGGGUUGUGGGCUACGAAAGCUCGAAGAACCUGAUGAUAGUAGUCCUGGCAAAAUAUUUUCUACUCUGAAGAGACCACAAGUGGAAACAAAGACUGAUAUUUCAUAUGAAUACCUUUUACUGGAUUUUACUUUAGACAUCAGUUCAUCAAAUCCAGAUGUUAUCUGGAUCUCCUCUCUCUUGGAUCUUAAUUCUAAGCUGGAAGGGUACUACAGGAAAGGAUAUGUUGUUGCCACCAUCCACCCUACAAUUCUUUCUGUGGGGCGAAGGAAACGUUCUCCACUAAGUUACAUCUAUAGAGUUAUAUUAACUAAAAUAAAAUCAGGUGUAAAGAAGUCAGAACAAGGAGAACAAAAGCACAGCAAGCUAGUUGUUGAAGAAUGGCCUGUCAGCAAUCAAAUGCUUUCCAGUGAUGUUCUGAAAGGGCUGUUGGACAAGGUUAAUGAUUCAGCUAAGAAAGGAAUGAAGUUCAUUGGAUUUUUAAACCAGCUCCAUUCCCAGUCAAAAGCCUGCAAUGGCACAAACUUAUCAAUAGAGCCAGAUAUGGAUUUGGCCCAGGAUGCCAACUUUCAGUUGCCAGAUCAAAGUAAGCAUAAUCCCGACAAUAACUCUCUAAAAUGCAAUGAGGGGACUUCAAACAUGAAGCCAGUGGAAUCUGCAGGAGAAGAAGAACAUUGGUGCAAUAAAAUCCCCAAUGUUUUAGAGAAUGGUCCAUCUCCAGAAGAAGAUCAUUUGCAUGGAAGAGGAAAGGGAAAUGGAAAAGAAAACUUUGCUACUGCUCAACCAAAGGAAGAUUUGAAGCUGUUUGCUCUUUUCAAUGUUUCUGAUGAAGACUUCAGUACACGGUCCUACCAUGAAGGCAAUCUGUCCCUCAGAGUAACAAGGAAAGGCCAAACCAUCUGUACCCUGGAAGCAGAUUGGUUGGAAAUUACAACAACUUACUAUAAAAGGGGAAUGUCCUUGGUCGAUUCAUUCGUAGAUUGGGAAAUAAUGAAGGGAGACUAUUUAUCCAAGUCUGUGGAUGGAAUGUUUAUAUAUGAAGAACAUCAUUUGGACACAGUUAAUUCAAACAAGAUGCCAAAUGAUGCAAUAGUUGUUGAACAGUGGACUGUCAUUGAGGGUUGUGAAGUAAAGACUGAUUAUGGUCCAUUGCUGCAUACACUGGCAGAAUUUGGAUGGUUGGUUACUUGUGUGCUAGCCACACCUAUCAUUCGCCAUGACAGUGAAGGAAAUUUAGCAACAAAACAAGUGAUAUUCUUACAGAGAUCUGCCAUACCCAGCCACGAUCUGUGUCUGGAAACAGCAGAGAAAAAAACUACUCAACAACCAAAAACUAACGAGAAAAGCAGAAACUGGAACCGAAAUGUGGGUGUGAACACUGGUAAAAAUAAGCCUUCAGAAUCUGCUGAACGUUCCUGUACUGCUGCCGAGAGAACCUUCUGGCUCAAAGAGCCAUCCAAUCAAUACAAAGGCUUUUCAGGGAUGCCUAGCAGUGAGAAUGUUCUCAGAGACUUGGAUGAUGGGCAGCUAGAUCAAGAAGAAGAAACACCUCAAGUUACCUGCAUCUGACAUUGCACUAUUCUGUUAUUAUUUCAAAAGGUAACAGUAUAAAGAUAAUCAGACUUUCUCGAUCAUACAUUGAUAAGAGCUGAUAGCUUUAGCUGGAACAUGAAGAGUUUUAUUUUCAACAGAAAACUGUGUUUGAAAAUAUGUCUUUUUGAAACUUUUUUUUUACUUUUAUAUAAUCUUACACAACAAACAUGUUGACAAAUAGUUAGUCUGUCAAAAGCUAAGUUGAUAGAUCCAGUUUCUCUAACAAAUCAGUCACAAUUUAUCCUUAGGAAAAACUUUAACUCUGAUUUAAAACUACUUUCUACUUAUUUAGUAAAAGCAUUCACAGGAAAGGGAAUAUUUAGAUAUCCAUAAAUAUUUAUAUUUUACUUUACAAUUUACGUGAUAUUUUUGCUAUUUCUUCAAUUUAUAUUGUGUGUACUGUUAUUUUUAAUUGUACAUAAUCUCUUUUUCUUUCAUUUCUGUUUGUACAAUUCUUUGAUUUUUUUUAUAUAUUCCCAUCUUUCAAGAAUAUGUUCACACAAAAUGAUAUUCUCACUGCAUUAUCUAAGUGAAUCUGGAGCACUGUUCAUCAAAGAAAUAAUGCUUGUUACCCUGCCUAGUAAUGUAUAAGUCAUAAUGAAUUGUACAAAAAAAUUACUGUUUGCUCUGUCCCUUUGAUAUCAGCUAAACCUACUGAUGGAAUUAUUAACUUCCAAUGCACUGAGAGGUAUUUUAUAAGAAUCAGUCUGGCACUGGUGUCAACACAAAAUUCCCUCAGUUAACUUAUUCAUUUCUUCAGUUCAUUAGGAGAAUAACAAACUAUUAUGGUUGUCCUUUAUAAAGAACCUUUGUAUCAUAUUGUACACUGAGUAGGAUACCAGAUGAAGCACUCAGAUAAAUCAUAUACUGAAUUUGGAUUACAGUGAAAUUUCUUAUUCCUUGCUCUGCACAAUUGCCGGUGAUAUGUUAUAAUGUUGAAGAACAUGUGUACAAGAAUUAAUCAUCCAUCAUUUACAACAAUAAUUCCAAAAUCAUUGUGAACAUGUAACCACAUGUUUCGUUGUCAUACUUGCAUUUUUAGCAGGAUGCAAAACUGGAAUGCAUCCAUGUACAUGUCCAGCAAUAAAUUAAAAGUCUUUCAUUGACUUAAAAAUGAAAACUUUUUGAUAGGAAGAAAAAUUGGGAAUGCAGUUACAUUUGGAUGACUACAAGAUGCACCUUUAAUACGUGUGUGGCAAAUUUCUGUUAAACAAAGCACACAAAGGUAAAAAGACAGAGCUGUUUAUCAAAAUUUCUGGUUUGAAAUGAUCCUUGCAAUUAUUACAAAACAGCCUCAUUUUUAGUGGAAUGAGGCAAAUAGCUACAUUUUUUGCGUAAAAAAUGUUAAUUAACUCUGCUGAAUUCUUUAAAGUUUUUAACUGUAUGUUACUGUUUAGAAGCGAGGUUUAAUGGGUUUCAUGAAGUUGAUGCUUAUCACUUUGUUUGUGUGGAAGAAUGGAAUGAAAGAAAGUAAAUGAAGCUGUAGCUUCAUUGUUUUUAUGUUGUUUGAUGUUAUAGAGGGAAACAAUUUACUAAUAUCAAAUCAUGUAAUAUGCAUUACGGGUAUUUGUGAGUGUGAUAAAGCUGGAAUUCAUGUUGGGAUUCAGAUGAUUUGAUGUAAGUCCUGCAAUUAAAUCACAAUCUGCCAUUAUUUUUGACAUACAUAUAUAUAUAUAUAUAUAUAUAUAUGUAGUGGUUUUAAUGAAGUUAAAAUAACACAUACUACAGUGUCGAGAAGAUGGUCCAGUUUUGGUAUCAUCACUGCAGAGUGACAAUCUCACCAACUGAUUGAUAGAAGUAUUCAAUUAAAAACUUCACUUCGCAGCAAUGCAAAUUAUAAUGCUGUUAUGGCCAUAGUUAUUAGAAUAAUGCAUUAUGAUCAUGUGUUUGUUUAAUUAUAAUAUGCUGCAUAGCAUGUUUGGUGUUAAUUUCAAAGGCACAUUAGUUGCCCUCCUCUGGUGUUUUUAUAACAAAACUCCUUGUUUUUCCAUGUUAUGUUAGUUUUACACGGUGCUAUUUUCAUGUUAUGCUAUUUUUACACAAUAUUUUCUAUUUACUUAUUCAAAGCUGCAAAAAGCUGUAUGAAGAG
Molecule: messenger RNA, 3787 nt
Organism: Pristis pectinata (smalltooth sawfish)
Lineage: Eukaryota; Metazoa; Chordata; Chondrichthyes; Rhinopristiformes; Pristidae
Gene: rftn2
Product: raftlin family member 2
Exons: 10
Coding region: 106-1674 (522 amino acids)
Source: RefSeq, a predicted model, not a curated record